AUGGCUUCGCACAAUCCAUGGCAGGUAAAGAAGGUUGCGCUGUCGCCGCCUUCGCUGGCGUCUCUCGCUGAGGCCAUCGCUUCGGGUCUCUCCUCCAACUUCGCUGUCUCCUCCUGUUCAAUGGCCACUCCUCCGGACUUGACAGCUGCGCCUUAUCACCUGGCGGGACCGGGACUUGGCGGCUCUACUCGCAUCGUCGACGUGGGCGGGCCACCGAACCUCGCUCCAUCGCCGAACUUGACCAAGAAGUAUGACCUGGCCGCCAUCGCUCGGCAGGUCGACAUGUCCCCUUCGACAGGCUUCUUGCUCGGCGCGGGCGCUGGGCCCUUUUAUGUGCUGGGCCAAAACUCGGAGCUCAUGCCCAACUUUGCGUAUGGGACCGCCGCCGGCCAGGGUGGAGGGGCCGCCGACUCAGUCCGCAACCGCACGCACUAUGCGAAGAUCACCGCCGCAGACACGGUGUGCUGCGCCCCGAUCCCGCAAGAGAGCACGGGUUUCGCAUUCAUGUGCAAUCUGUUCUGCUCCGACGGCGUGCCCUGCGAGUGUCUGCACGUCACCGCGCGGUCGCGCAGCGGUCCGCUCAACUUCACGGCGACCAUCCAGCACGCUCUGCAGGCCGCCUUUGGGGACAAACUGAUCUCGCUGGGCGGGGUGUUUCUGAUCAACAAGGGCACGGCCAAGCUGCACGUCAUGCCGGAUUUCCCGACCCAGCCCUUCACCUCGCGGGCCGACGUCGACAGGUGGCUGCGGUACUUUGACAUGUCCUUUGCGGCCGAGGAGCCGCCCUUGGUGUGCCUGAGCGUGUUGCACUCGGGCCACGACGGGGGGUUGGCCCUGCGCAUGGAACACACCCACUGCUUCACUGUCUCUCCCGAAGGUGUCGCCGCGGGUGGGAAUGGGGAUAGAGAGACCACAAAGGGCGGACACUAUCAUUACGACCUGGACGAGACGAGGGACGAGAUCGAAUACGAAGGCUGGUUCAAUGUGGCCGAGCUGCUGUAUCGGGUCGACCAGCCUGGGAGUUGA
Fonsecaea multimorphosa CBS 102226 is the source of this 1026-nucleotide messenger RNA. RefSeq lists its product as uncharacterized. Gene Ontology annotation, cellular component: nucleus. Gene Ontology annotation, molecular function: zinc ion binding; hydrolase activity, acting on ester bonds. Lineage: Eukaryota; Fungi; Ascomycota; Eurotiomycetes; Chaetothyriales; Herpotrichiellaceae. The record is from RefSeq and is a predicted model, not a curated record. The transcript has a single exon. Bases 1 to 1026 code for a protein of 341 amino acids.